AUGUCUGAAACCAAGCUCGAUUUUGGGAAAUUGGACACACAAGGCAUUGAGUAUCACCGAUGGGUGACAGAUGUGGAAAAUGCAUUGACUGCUAAGGCUAUCAUCACCACUAUCCAACCACUCAAUGAAGACCUUAUUAAUCAACCAACAUCAACCAUGAAGGCACAAGCUGUCAUCAUCAUGAGGUGCCAUUUGGACCCUGCCCUGCAAUGGCAGUAUAUGAAUGUCAAGGACCCUAGAGCUUUAUGGCUUGCACUUGAAGAUCGCUUUGGUAACGUUGUAGACACCUUGCUCUCGGAUCUGAAGGAGAAAUGGAACAACAUUAGGUUCCAAGACUUUAAAACUGUUGCAGAUUUCAACUCUGAAAUGCUCAAACUUCGAUCCAUGCUUCAGUACUGUGAACAAAAUGUGACUGAAGCUGACAUGCUCGAGAAAAGUCUCUCCACCUUCCCGGUUCCUGCAAGGAUUCUUGCACAUCAAUACCGCAAUGAGGUUAGAACCGGUAAUAUCACAAGUUUUAAUCAGCUCAUUCGGAUUAUGUCUGUUGCAGAAAAGCAUGAUAGCAUACUUGUGAGCAAUAGUUCAAGGCCAAUUGGGACAAAGAAAAUUCCCGAAGCGAACUAUACAAGCACUUCAAAGGGGAAGCGCAAGGAGUGGAACCCUAUUGGAAAUGGAAGAUUGGAAGGAUGUCUUGGUCCUCAAAACCACUUCAAGAAGGACCACGCACCGCGUGGAGGCCAUGGAGGCUGA
Molecule: messenger RNA, 750 nt
Organism: Fragaria vesca subsp. vesca
Lineage: Eukaryota; Viridiplantae; Streptophyta; Magnoliopsida; Rosales; Rosaceae
Exons: 1
Coding region: 1-750 (249 amino acids)
Source: RefSeq, a predicted model, not a curated record